CCAAUUUCCUUACUCGCAUUGGCGAUCACGUCCAGGGGGGCCACUUGAUUCAGGCCAAAGAGAGGGAGAAGAGGCAAAAGCAAGACUCGAGGUCUCACUCAGCCCCUGCUCUUUCUUCUCUUUCCUUCCUUUCUUUUUUUUUUUUAAUUUUUUUUUUCUUUUCCUGGCUAGUAGGGGAGACUGGCCAUUCAUCCCGGGCUUCACACCAAUCCGCCAGACCCCAACAGAGCCCUAGGACCUCGCGACGCUUGCCAUCAGCCAACGACUCGCCAACAAACAUCUGUCGAUUCUCAAUUCGGCAUCCGUCGAAUCGGCCUGACCCUCUGAUCUCCAGUCUCUGGCCCACUCCGGACCCGGGUUUCGCGCCAGCCUUAAAAGCCCAGCCGUCCACUUCCCCCUUCCUCUCUGCCGCACGCCGAUUCCCAGCACUCUGGAACUUCACCUCCAACUUUCAACUUUUUCGUACUUUGGAUAUACUCUUAUUCCCAUCUGUCGGUACCAGUCACUCGCUAAAAUUCUCUCAAUUGAGCUGCCCACGACUUCAAAAUAAAACAUCAUAUCUGCUACUUGGCUCGCAUUCCCGCUUCUUCCUUGUUAGCCACUGCUUCCUAUUCUUUACGGACUGGUGGCAAGGGUAGCCGAGGUGACUGGAGCCGAGAUUUUCAGACCUCUUUCAAGGAUCCUCAGCAGACUCAGGUUUACGGCUGCUUGAGAUUAUUAAAGGCAAAAGUUGAAUCGUCGCUUAUCCUAACUCUCGGCAUCUGAGUGGCGCACCCUUGUACAACGUACGAUUCUAUCUGUGCCACCUCCUUGGGUUUCAACCCGCGAAAUAUCUCCGUUUAAUCUGAUAAUAUUCACAUUGGUUGAUUUGUCACGUCUACCUACCUGUAAUUACUAACAGCCAUUUAUUUCCUGGAUCCUUUUUUCCGUGCCAUCUGCUUGGACAGCUCUUUGGACCUCCCAUACUUCCUCAAAGGCCUUCACAAGCUCCUAUAGGACUCGCCAUACUCGCCAUGUCGUCUCGUAACGCUCCAAGCGGGUGCGUUGCGCCCUCCCCAGCCACUGCUGCUCCGCCUUCGCCCACGAAUCUGCGACUAACUGUUGGGCAAUCGGGCAGUGAGUCAGCCAAUGAACCAGGUGGUGAACCAGAGGAACGAAUUCUCCAGGACGGAUUUUGGGAAUACGGCCGAUUCUAUGGCAACUGGAAGAAAGGGAAAUACAAUUUUCCAAUUGAUAAGGAGGAGACAAGUAGGCUGGAUAUUCUCCACAAAUACUUUAUCGUAGAAACAGAAGAUCGCGUUACUUCUGUUCCCCUGGAUAAAGAAGGGUCACCCAAAAUCAUGGAUCUCGGUACGGGCACAGGUAUCUGGGCGUUCCAUGUUGUGGAAGGAUAUAUUCCGAAUGCCCAGAUUAUGGCCGUUGAUCUCAAUCAAAUUCAGCCAGCUCUCAUUCCUCGAGGGGUAACUACAAAGCAAUUUGACCUUGAGGAGCCUUCAUGGGAACCGCUCCUCCGCGACUGUGACUUGAUUCAUCUUCGGCUGCUCUACGGUAGUAUUAGAGACGACCUGUGGGCCGAUACUUACCGCAAAAUUUUCGAGCACUUGGCCCCUGGAGGCUACGUCGAGCAUCUGGAAAUAGACUGGACACCGCAAUGGGAUGGCGAGGACCAUCCUACGCAUUCGGCUAUUCGUGAAUGGUCCCAGCAAUUUCACCGCGCUAUGCAUCGAUACCGCCGCAGCGUCAAAGUAUCAUCCGAAGACACCAAGCGCAUGAUGGAAGCAGCUGGCUUCACUGAGUUCAAAGAGACCAAGAUCCGAUGCUAUUUGAACCCGUGGUCUACUGAUCGCCACCAGCGAGAGGCCGCUCGUUGGUUCAAUCUAGCCUUGGGCCUGGGUCUUGAGGCAAUGAGCUUGAUGCCCAUGAUUGACAUGCUGCAUAUGAAGCAAGAGGAUGUUGUGGAUCUCUGUAAACGAGUCAAAGCCGAAACUUGCGUUCUGCGCUACCACGCUUACUUUACUCUACACACCUGGACGGCCAAGAAACCCGCUAGCCCGCCCCAAUAAGGCGAUUGGGUGUCCAGUGUCUUCGUUACUAUUUAUGACCUUUAGGCGUUUGCGUUCAUAAUUCCUAAGAUACUGGCUGUAACAUUGACCAAAGUCACUGAUCAUACGAGGGUAAAGCAAAUUUACGGUUCCUCGUGGAUCAUGUUAAUGGUGCUCGACAUCAAAACCCUCGGUCUCUUAAGGCGAUUGCGAUCCGAUGCUCACAUAUUUGGCUGAGCUGAUAGCCCGAGUAUGGUUAAUAACUGACACUAUAAACGGCUUUGCAUGAAGCAAGGAAAAUCCAAGGACCAGAUUCCAUGGCAGCUUCGUCUUCCAGUGUCAAUAGAUGAGAUUAUUUACCGGGUACCGCGGCUUUGAGAGCAUGAUCCAUGUUUAUGAUAGAGUGUUAAGUGCAAUUUAGCGUUUGGGGGUAACAAUAUAGAAUUGAGAAAGAAUCAUUCUUUCCGCUUAC
This is a messenger RNA of Trichoderma atroviride IMI 206040, 2514 nucleotides long. RefSeq lists its product as uncharacterized. Lineage: Eukaryota; Fungi; Ascomycota; Sordariomycetes; Hypocreales; Hypocreaceae. The record is from RefSeq and is a predicted model, not a curated record.